CCAGCCAACCAAUCGCAAGGAGUAUUGCUGAAAAGUGCGCUCUACGUGGGGACGGCGGACUUCUGCUGGGCCCAGGUGAGAAAGGCCCACCUGAGUCCUGGGUGAGAGUGUUCCUUGGUUCUUUGGGGCUAGAGGAAUCCUGAAAUUGUGGAUUACCCAUAUAUACUUUGAGACAUGCUUUAGAUGUUUUUUCUGGAAGCCUUGCAGCUGCCCUAAAAAUUGAAUGUAUUGUAGAACAGACCUAUGAGUGGUACUUGCCUGCCACAUCAUGAUCCUGACAUGGCUAUGGGGUGACAAGUGGUGUAUCAGGCAGCAUGGGACAUGGGUGAUCAGCUGGCCAGUGGUGGCAGAGUCUGCAUAGAACUAUGCUUCGUGGUGUUCUGGGAAAAACCUUUCGACUUAUUGGCUAUACUAUUCAGUAUGGCUGUAUAGCUCAUUGUGCUUUUGAAUACGUUGGUGGUGUUCUCAUGUGUUCUGGACCAUCAAUGGAACCUACAAUUCAAAAUUCAGAUAUUGUCUUUGCAGAAAAUCUUAGUCGACAUUUUUAUGGUAUCCAAAGAGGUGACAUUGUCAUUGCAAAAAGCCCAAGUGAUCCAAAAUCAAACAUUUGUAAGAGAGUAAUUGGCUUGGAAGGAGAUAAAAUCCUCACCAAUAGUCCAUCAGAUUUCUUUAAAAGUCAUAGUUAUGUGCCAACAGGUCAUGUUUGGUUAGAAGGUGAUAAUCUACAGAAUUCUACAGAUUCCAGAUAUUAUGGACCUAUUCCAUAUGGACUAAUAAGAGGACGAAUCUUUUUUAAGAUUUGGCCUCUGAGUGAUUUUGGAUUUCUCCGUGACAGCCCUAAUGGCCACAGAUUUUCUGACGAUUAGCAAGCAUUUAUUCUUUUGAUUAUUCUCUCCAAGUGAAUUUAUUAUUGCCCCUGAAUCCAUGUACUUAACUAAUAAACUAUUUGCUACUUAGUUUUAGUCAUUUGUAAUUGUUAUAUGGAAGAAUAAAAGAAGAAUAAACAAUACAUAUUGUAAGUGCUAUUAGUUCCAAAUAUAUGGAUAGAAAUGUAAUCCAAGAAAAGAAAUCUAACGUUUAUGAUAGAUAUAAAAAUAUUUUUAGGGGAAAAAACCUGGAUGACCACCUCACUUCUGAAUUUUUGGUUUAAUAGUUAUAAUAAAAGUAAUCUUUUCUUGA
Molecule: messenger RNA, 1179 nt
Organism: Mustela lutreola (European mink)
Lineage: Eukaryota; Metazoa; Chordata; Mammalia; Carnivora; Mustelidae
Gene: IMMP1L
Product: inner mitochondrial membrane peptidase subunit 1
Exons: 8
Coding region: 366-866 (166 amino acids)
Cellular component (GO): membrane; mitochondrial inner membrane peptidase complex
Molecular function (GO): serine-type endopeptidase activity
Source: RefSeq, a predicted model, not a curated record